Molecule: messenger RNA, 3123 nt
Organism: Scaptodrosophila lebanonensis
Lineage: Eukaryota; Metazoa; Arthropoda; Insecta; Diptera; Drosophilidae
Gene: Grik
Product: glutamate receptor ionotropic, kainate 2
Exons: 15
Coding region: 79-3006 (975 amino acids)
Biological process (GO): monoatomic ion transport; synaptic transmission, glutamatergic; modulation of chemical synaptic transmission
Cellular component (GO): postsynaptic membrane; plasma membrane
Molecular function (GO): glutamate-gated receptor activity; transmitter-gated monoatomic ion channel activity involved in regulation of postsynaptic membrane potential
Source: RefSeq, a predicted model, not a curated record
AAUAGCAAUAAUUUCUAUUUGCAUUCACAUUCGUAUGCACAAGCGAUUGCAUUUAAUGGGUUUUGCAAAAACUUUUCAAUGGCAAAACCGACAACAAUGAUGACGAGCGGCUAUAAAAUAACAAUGGCAAUGCAACAUCGGCAACGCCAGCUGCCAGGCAUGUGGAGCCUCGGGACCGUCUCGCUGAUUUCUCUGUGGGUCUUUGCCAAUGGAAUAGGCAGAAGUUUGGGUGAACGAACAAAUGUGGGCCUGAUAUAUGAGGCAAGUAGUCCAGAUCUCGAGAAAAUCUUCACCUUGGCCAUCAACAAAGCGAAUGAGGAGAAUGAGGAGCUGAACCUGCAUGGCGUGGCAGCCAGCAUUGAGCCGGGAAACUCUUUCGAGACAUCCAAGAAGCUGUGCAAGAUACUGCGGCAAAAUCUGGUGGCCGUAUUCGGGCCCACAACGAAUAUGGCGGCCAAGCACGCGAUGAGCAUUUGCGAUGCCAAGGAGCUGCCUUUCCUGGACACCCGCUGGGACUUUGGCGCCCAGCUGCCGACCAUCAAUUUGCAUCCACAUCCCACCCAGCUGGGAGCGGCCUUGAAGGAUAUAGUGACGGAGCUGGGCUGGGAGGGCUUCACCAUAAUCUACGAGUCAGGCGAAUAUCUGGCGACGGUCAACGAGCUGCUUCAGAUGUACGGCACUGCCGGGCCGGCCAUCACUGUGCGCCGCUACGAGCUGGACUUGAAUGGAAACUAUCGCAACGUGCUGCGCCGCAUACGUAACUCGGCCGAUUACUCGUUUGUGGUGGUCGGGUCGCUGGAGACGCUGCCCGAGUUCUUCAAGCAGGCCCAGCAGGUGGGAUUGCUGACGAGCGACUAUCGCUAUAUCAUUGGCAAUCUGGACUGGCAGACCUUGGACUUGGAGGCGUAUCAGCACGGCGACACCAACAUCACGGGCUUUCGAUUGGUCUCGCCCGCCAAUGAGCAGGUGCUGGAGGUGGCCAAGGCCUUGUACGAGAGUGACGAGCCAUUUCAGAACGUGUCGUGUCCUCUGACCAACAGCAUGGCCCUCAUAUACGACGGCGUGCAGCUGCUGGCCGAGACAUACAAGCAUGUGAAUUUCCGUCCCAUGCCCCUAAGUUGUGGCGACGACAGUGCCUGGGACAAGGGCUUCACGCUCGUCAACUACAUGAAAUCGCUCACACUCAAUGGGCUCACGGGCACCAUUCAGUUCGACUACGAGGGGCUGCGCACUGAUUUCACUUUGGAGGUCAUCGAGCUGACCGUCUCGGGCAUGCAGAAAAUUGGCGAAUGGAGCGGCAAGGACGGCUUUCAAAUGAAUCGCCCUGCGCCGGCCAUUUCCAUGGAGCCGGACAUGCGUUCACUCGUGAACAAGAGCUUUGUGGUCAUCACGGCCAUUAGCGAGCCGUACGGGAUGCUGAAGGAAACCUCGCAGAAGCUGGAGGGCAACGAUCAGUUCGAGGGUUUUGGCAUUGAACUCAUCGACGAGCUGUCCAAGAAGUUGGGCUUCAGCUACUCCUUCCGCCUGCAGGAGGACAACAAGUAUGGCGGCAUUAAUCCAGCCACGGGCGAGUGGAACGGCAUGAUACGCGAAAUUAUUGACAAUCGCGCUGACAUGGGCAUUACCGAUCUGACCAUGACAUCGGAGCGCGAGAGCGGCGUCGACUUCACCAUACCAUUCAUGAACUUGGGCAUCGCCAUUUUGUUUCGCAAGCCCAUGAAGGAGCCACCCAAGCUGUUUUCGUUCAUGUCGCCCUUUUCCGGCGAUGUUUGGCUUUGGCUCGGCUUGGCGUACAUGGGUGUGUCCAUCAGCAUGUUUAUUUUGGGUCGUCUGUCGCCGGCGGAGUGGGACAAUCCCUAUCCCUGCAUCGAGGAGCCCGAGGAGCUGGAAAAUCAGUUCAGUUUUGCCAACUGCCUCUGGUUCUCCAUUGGUGCGCUGUUCCAACAGGGCUCUGAGCUGGCACCCAAAGCCUAUUCGACUCGUGCCGUAGCCGCAUCCUGGUGGUUCUUCACCCUGAUAUUGGUCUCGUCUUACACCGCCAAUCUGGCCGCCUUCCUCACGGUCGAAUCGCUGGCCACUCCCAUAGAGAAUGCCGAAGAUUUGGCUGAGAACAAGGGAGGAGUGAACUAUGGCGCCAAAAACGGCGGCAGCACCUUCACCUUCUUCAAGGAUGCCAAGUAUCCCACGUAUCAGAAGAUGUACGAGUUCAUGCGCGACCAUCCGGAGUACAUGACGAACACCAAUCAGGAGGGCGUGGAUCGCGUGGAGACCAGCAACUAUGCCUUUCUCAUGGAGUCGACGACCAUCGAGUACAUUACCGAGCGGCGCUGCACAUUGACGCAGGUGGGCGCCUUGCUGGACGAGAAGGGCUACGGCAUCGCUAUGCGGAAGCACUGGCCCUAUCGCGACACUCUCAGCCAGGCCAUACUGGAGUUGCAGGAGCAGGGCGUGCUGACCAAAAUGAAGACCAAAUGGUGGAAGGAGAAACGCGGCGGCGGCGCCUGUUCGGACUCGAGUGUCGAGGGUGGCGCCCUUGCCCUAGAGAUUAGCAAUCUGGGCGGCGUGUACUUGGUGCUCGGAGUGGGUGCCUUCUUUGGCGUAUUUGUGUCCGUGCUCGAGAUGGUGCUGGGCGUCAAGGAGCGCAGCAACGAGAACAAGGAAGAGAAGGACUCGGAUGCCUCCUCGCUGGGCUUCGCCAAUUUGGGCGGAGUGUUCCUGGUUCUCAUUGUGGGCAGCUGUUUCGCCAGCGUGUAUGGCCUGAUUAACUGUUUGCUCAGCAUCUAUGCGGUGGCGCGAAGUAAUAAGGUCGACUUCAAGGCCGAGCUCAUUGACGAGCUGCGCUUCAUAAUGCAAUGUUCGGGCAACACCAAGGCGGUUAAGUACCCCAAGAGCUCUGCCAGCAGCUCCAAGUCCAGUUCCAAGUCGAAGGGAUCGAUUCUAUCGGUCGACUCGCUGCCCGAUGAUCAGCCGGAAGGUAACAAACAUGGCAGCCAUGCGAAGAAAUAAAUAUGUUUUCACAAUUUUCAUCAAUGUGCUCAUUAAUUAUGUCGUUGUUGUUUAACUUUUCAAAAUAAACUGUUCUUAGUGCACAUGCUUUCCUAGCUAAUGCACAAACCACCAUUA